Messenger RNA from Botrytis byssoidea, 360 nucleotides. RefSeq lists its product as uncharacterized. The record is from RefSeq and is a predicted model, not a curated record. Bases 1 to 360 code for a protein of 119 amino acids. NCBI's taxonomy places the organism in Eukaryota, Fungi, Ascomycota, Leotiomycetes, Helotiales, Sclerotiniaceae. The transcript has a single exon.
AUGGAUUCUGAAAUCUCUUUUAUACCUGAAGCUUUAAAAGGUAGAUCUAAUUAUAUGGAAUGGAAAUACAGAUCGGAAAUUUACCUCGGAAUUAAUGGUUUUAUGACUUAUAUUGAUGGUACAGAAGCACCACCAAAUAAAGCUCUCUAUACAAAUUCAAAAGGUGAAUUUCUUUCACGCGAAUUGGCAAUUACAUAUAAUGAUAACCUCUCUGAAUAUCACCGAGAUGAGAGAAAGGCAUUAGGAGCUGUUCAAUCUAUAACUAGCUCCGAUUUAGUCGGAAGAUUCAUGGACAAAAAGACGGCUAAAGACCUUUGGGACUCCAUUAACAAGGUUUAUGGAGAGUCGUUUACAAAGUAA